This is a messenger RNA of Monomorium pharaonis (pharaoh ant), 2227 nucleotides long. RefSeq names its product PHD finger protein 20-like. Gene Ontology annotation, biological process: regulation of transcription by RNA polymerase II. Gene Ontology annotation, molecular function: DNA binding. Gene Ontology annotation, cellular component: NSL complex. The record is from RefSeq and is a predicted model, not a curated record. Lineage: Eukaryota; Metazoa; Arthropoda; Insecta; Hymenoptera; Formicidae.
GUCAACUAAAUGAUUCACGCAUUGAAAAAGCUGAUCCCCUAAAAGGGGAUACAAUCAAAACAGAUAUUAAUAAUGAUGAAGAGAGCGAAGGAGUGAUGAUGAUGAUCAAUGGUGAAUUGGUAAAAGUAGAACAGCUUCGGAGAGAAGAAAUAAUAAAUUGCACUUGUGGCUUUAUGGAAGAGGAUGGUUUGAUGAUACAAUGUGAUCUUUGUCUCUGCUGGCAGCACGGUCAUUGCAACUUUAUUGAAAAGGAAAAGGACGUUCCUGAAAAAUACAUUUGUUAUAUAUGCCGAAAUUCAUAUCGACAACGGCCGUCUAAGAAAUACUUUCACGAUCAAGAUUGGAUUAAAGAAGGAAAAUUGGCAAGUUUACCUAAUCGAACUCGGAAUCAGAAUAUGAUAAAUCAAAGAACUGCAAUGUUAAAACGUUCUUAUGACUUGGUUGCCGCACUUUUACAAAUCCAACAACUUCUUCAUAGUUUGCGUGUAAAAAUCAAUGUAGCACAGAAGAAGGAUCAUCCAAAGCUAUAUCUCUGGGCCAAAAAUUGGGAAAAAAUGGAUGUACCAAAGGUAGAUGUGGAACCGAUACCAGUGAUGGAAAUAACUAAAGCACCAAGUUUUGCCGAUACUGGGUCAGAGAUUCCGGGUAUCGAGAUGAAGUCGGACAUCAAGUUGUCUCUAAAGGACGAUCAAGAUGAAAAGUCAAUUGCUUCCGACUCGGAAUUGAUGAAAAUUUUGGAAGAGGAUAGUACACAUUCCGAUGAAUCCAAAAUUAUCAACAAGAAAGAAGGACAGAAUUCAAAGGAUACUCGUAUACUCUUAGACGCGUUAACAAGCAGUAACUCAGACAUAAAAGAACAGAAUAGUAUUACGCCAGAUAUUAAAACGCAGGAAAACACAGAUUUGUUAGCUGAGAAAACCAUUAUUGAUAAUCCCGCAUCUGAGAAUAUCAAUUCUGGAUCGCUUAUUGACAACGUUCAACGAGAAUCGAGUAUAGCUGUCGAAAGCGAAGUCUCCGUUCUACCGCAGCCCUUCAUACCGGAACCUGAGGCACCGAUUGAUCCAGCCGAGUGCCGAAUGCGCUUGUUGGAACACAUCGAACAUUUUCAAUGUCACAUUGAAUCGAGAUUAACAUCCAUAGAAGCGCAAAUUUUUGCUCUAGAGACAAUGGACCCAGAUGAACUUGUAUUGGAUCCGCAUGUUCAACCUCGUACAAAACAGACAGUCCAGAUGCUCCUUCGUGACUUGAACACGGUCCGAAAGCUAGCAGCAUUAUGUUGAAAAUGUUCUCAAAGUUAAGAGCAUAACUUGUGACGCAUGGCUCUGCGUAAAAACGAUGGACUUGUAAUCAAUGCGUCAGAUUCGAUCCCGAUCAUCAUCUUAAUUACUACCACUAUUACUAAAGAUAUAACAUAAUAUAUUUAUAUAUGUAGAUAAAUGUAGAUAGAGUAUAAACUUAAGUAAUAUUUUUCUUGAAUUAAUCAAGUAAUUGUCUUUAAUUAUUUCUAUUAUAUGAGAAAUAAAAUUCAAUUGUUUGAGACGGUUGUUAAAUAAAUUUACUUGAUUUUAUUUUGAUUUAGAAUUUCAGAAUUGUAACAAUAUUAAGAAAAAGUAAAAAAAUAUUUUUAAAAUCGUAUGUAUAUAUUUUGAAUCUAUGUGCGUGUACAUGUGCGUGUGCUCUCAAGUGCAUUUAUAUCCCUAUUAAUGAUGAGUUAUAACAUUGAGAUGUAGAUAUUUUUCACAUCUUUUUAAUAUUUAUCAAUCUAUAUUUGAAUAUAUAAUUGAAUUUGAAUGUUAAUAUAUUUGAAAAAUUGUUUAUAGAGUCCAUCAUUAAUAUCUGAACAUUUUUUAUAGUUUUCAAAUAUAAUCUUACAUUUUUUUUAAUUUUUCUGAAACAAACCAAAUAUAUUGAUAUUUAUGUAAUAUACUUCAACGUAUUCAAUUUAUGUAUAUAACUAUUGAUUAUACUGUCUGAUAAACUUGAACUUUUUUUAGAACAGUGUUAGAUAAGAAAAAAACAUGUAUAUAACUUAGAAUUAAAAAAGAAGGAUACAUACAUAAUACAAUUAGUUAUACAUACAUAAUACAAUUAUACGUAUAUAUGUAUAUUUUAUACAAGAGAUACAUGUUAGCACGUUACUUAUAGAAUCGAACAUGUAAAGUUUGAUAUUUCAAUCAUAAUUUGAAACAGAAUUUGAUUUCUAAAUAAAAUCGAUUCCCUGCGCGAA